Molecule: messenger RNA, 1843 nt
Organism: Carya illinoinensis
Lineage: Eukaryota; Viridiplantae; Streptophyta; Magnoliopsida; Fagales; Juglandaceae
Product: nuclear transcription factor Y subunit A-1-like
Exons: 7
Coding region: 622-1503 (293 amino acids)
Biological process (GO): regulation of transcription by RNA polymerase II
Cellular component (GO): CCAAT-binding factor complex
Molecular function (GO): DNA-binding transcription factor activity, RNA polymerase II-specific; RNA polymerase II cis-regulatory region sequence-specific DNA binding
Source: RefSeq, a predicted model, not a curated record
AUAUCUCUCUUCCUGGACUUGGAUUCAAGAGUUUGAUCACAAUAUGUAACUAUAGAUUUUACUGGUACCUAAAUUCUCUACUUUUCCUUUGUUAUCCAGUGUUUGGUUGUUGAGAAAACACGAGGAAAACGAGAAAAGCUUUGGUUUUUUUGGUCUUGAAAAUGCUAAGGAUGGUCGAUCUUUUAGACCUUCUUCAAAAAGUUUUUUCCUCUUCCGAAUAUGUACUUGUUAUAAAUUGUUAGAGAUUGGGCGUAUCAGACUUUAGGGUGGAAAUAGAGAUACCCAGACGAAACAUUCAGCCAAAUCGGACUAAAUAGUUGUAUUAAGCUAAGUUUCGUGGAGUAGGGUCUUGAAUUUUUAGAACUCAAAUAAGAUUUGUUCUGUUUCUUCCUGCAAAUUUUUGAGCUGACGAACAAUGGUCCUUGAGUGUGCGUGUUCUCUCUUGCUUGCGUAUGGAAUCCCGAAUUUGCCCAAUAUAUUUUUGCAAAGCCUGGAAAUGAAGAUGGAAGAUUAGAACAUGGUGGGCAGACUGGGUUGCAGUCAGCCACAUAUUCUCAACCUUGGUGGCGUGGCGUGGGGAACAACGUGUCCUUAGGUGACAAUGCUUCGAAAUCAACUUCAAUGGAACACUUAAAUAUUUCUGUUGGGAAUGGAGCCAUGCAAUUGAAAGGGAAUGGCCCGCUAGAUGAUGGAGCCAAAUUCAACAAAGAAACACGGGGCACUGUAGCAUCAAAAUCUGAUGGGAAUAUUGGGAAAGACCACCUAGAUAAUAACCAUGUUCCAUCCUUAACCCCUAAAAUGGUUGAACACCUUGAUCCCAACUCCCAGAUGGAGCUUGUUGGCCACUCGAUUGUAUUGACAUCAUAUCCUUAUUCAGAUCAACAGUAUGGUGGAAUGUUUGCUUCUUAUGGGCCCCAACCUAUGAUACCUCAAUUAUAUGGAAUGCAUCAGGCUAGAAUGCCUUUACCUCUUGAAAUGGAAGAGGAACCUGUCUAUGUAAAUGCAAAACAAUAUCAUGGUAUUCUGAGGCGAAGACAAUCACGUGCUAAGGCUGAGCUUGAGAAGAGAGUGAUAAAAGUUCGGAAGCCAUAUCUCCACGAGUCUAGACAUCUACAUGCUAUGAGGAGGGCGAGAGGCUGUGGGGGUCGCUUUCUUAAUACAAAAAAGCUUGAUAAUCUUUCUGAUCCCCCUUCAGAAGAAGGCAUGAAUAUGGGUGCUAAACCUUCUAUGGGGCCAACCAUCUCAUCUGGCUCUAAGUGCUUUUUCAACAAUGGCAAUGGGAAUUCAAGUUCCUCGCUUAAUCAGCACAAAGGAUCACUGCCCAUAGUUCACAACACACACGAAGCACACAGUUUUUCCAACGGUAACAGCAGUAGCAAUGGUCUGUCAUCAACUUACCAUUCACUGUUUAGUGAUGAUGGUAAGGAGGCAGAUUGCUUGGGUCAGCAGAGAGAGAGCAUGCAGGUGAACAGGGUUGCACAUGGGGCACUUCCCAUUAAAUGACAUUCGCUGAAGGUGAACCUGAAGGUGUUCGCUGCAUCCAGCUUUGGGAGAAACCCUCGUGUUUCUCAGGCAAUUCAUUCUUGGCUUAAAAAAAACUAGGUUACUUGUCUUAAUUCUAGGUGAGAAUAGGGAGAUAAAUAUGACUCGCAGCUAUUAUGGUCUGAAGUUCAUACAUUUUUCUUCCUUUUCCCGCCCAGUGUAAAAUGCUCAAAGUUCCUAACUUAUCAAAUAGGGAAUGGUUAUGUAUGUGUAAAAUUUCAACAAUUUAGGUAUGGAGGUUUCAGAAGUGUGGUGCUUGUUUAUUACAGAGUUUGCUAGCCUGAUGGUGCUGUGUUGACAA